AUGAAACCAAAUAGCGACACAGAAUGCCUGAAUCGUUUCCACAUUGCGACUCGCUGUUGCAAUUUCUUGAAAAACGACAUAAAUAAGGUGUCUAACUUCGAUAUUCUGACUUGUCUCUAUCGUUGCGAUGUCGAUUUCGAAGUGUGUUUUCUCACGGAAGCCGAAAUGAUUGAAACGAUCCUGGCUCAAGGAAGAGUGAUACAGGUACAUCCGCAACGAGGAAGCAGCAACCGAAGCGCUAAGAACACCGCCAAAGCACGCGACUAACUGGGAGGCCGUGUUAUAGAAAAACGAAAAAUAUAAGGAGAGCUUGAAAAACAACAUUUAAGCAUCAACAAGCUUGGCCCGAUCAUCAAAAAAAGGAUUUUUGAAGUCAAAAAAUCAAAAACGUUAGUCAAUGGGCGAUCAUUCGAUACCGCCUUGUAUAAAACCAACGGAUAAACUAAGGACUCGACUAAAUCUAAACUUCCUAAUUCUCCCAUCGAUUGAGAUUGUUUCCUGUUACACUCACGACAGCCCUUUUUUAGAGUAGACUCUUUCAAGCGCAAACGAUUCCCCGAGAGAAGAGGAAGACCACAACUAGAUAAGAAUAUGCAGAAGCAGAACAAUAGCAAAUUCUAGGUCGUCUUUAAUUGACGUAGCACUUCAACACAAGUACAUAACCAACGAAAAUGCCGGACCCAGUGCGCAGCGAAACGAAUGCCUAGGGCAAUUCAUACACUAGCUAUAAUUCCAAUGGCGGAUACACCUACUCAACAACGCCAGCUAUAAGGGUGGAGGUAUCUAUUUCAAUCUUUUCCUUUGCACGUAAAAUGUAGCGAUAUCGAAAUGCAGGAGACAACUUUCUGUCGUCCAAUUCCGUCCAGUUUAUUUUCAGUAUUGUAAAGAAUUUCAGCACCACCACUCUUCUUUUUGUCUUGUAGUCUCGAUUCAAAUAUUGUUGUAUUUGAUAAGGUACCGGAGGACAGAGCGGAAGCCACUACUACGCCCCGACCGCAAGCGGCGGUGGUAGAUUUUACACGUCCAACGGCGGCAAGAGUGGCGGUGGCUAUUCGCAUUACACGAACAGCAGCGGGCAGCGCAGCUACACCAGUGAUUACCGCAAGUAGAAACCGGUGUAGUCCACCCCACUUUGAUUAUACUCCACACUCUUACGAGACAAGGACAACGUGAUCAUCAUGAUUGCCUACUGGAACUGGAUGAUUAGGGAUUAAAGGAGGUAGAUGUUAGCCAUACCCCCCAGGCUGGCCAUGCGCUGGCCUAUCUAGAUUGCUGGCGGAUUCUGGAUGAUGAUGGAAUAGACUAAAACGCUCCGAGAUUGCUGAAGGAUUUCGGACGAUGAUGCAAGAAAAACUAAAACACCAGAAUGGAACGCACAAAGCUCCCGGCUCCUUGAUAGCUACAACUUAGAUUUUUGGACCUACUAAGAAGCAUGAGUUGAUGAAGUAUCUUCUUGCGAGGAGGAUUGAUAGAUCGAAUCAAUUCUUGAAGAAAGUAUGUCAUUAGAAUUCUUAAGAUCGGAGAUCGCCCUUUACGUAGACUACCAAAUCCCAUUCGACUUCGGUCGUUGCGUCGAGUUUUAACCUAAUCGAUGCGUCGAUUUCUUAUUCUAAUAUGUAGCUGAUAAAUCUAUGUCAUGCCACAACACACAGAUCUUCAAGAACUGUCACGAAUUGCGUGGUUACUGUGUCAGAUCUUAUUCUUAGACCUGACCAGGUAGCAAAAUUUUUCAUCUCGGCUAUGAAAAAAUAGCAAUCAAUGCAAAUAAGAACUACCUCUAUUCCUUUUGUGCGUCUCCCCUACUGAUAAUCAAAGAGCUUGAUUGAUGAGUCAAUCAUUUUUCUGUAAUCUAGGUCUUGAAUAAUUCCGAAUCAUCAUAUUUUAACUUCCAACUUUUCGUUGUAAUUAUGCCUCCGGAUCGAGACGGUUCGUUGUAGUCGGAAAUCGAUCAAAAGAGACUCUAAGUGAAUCUGUCAGUUGAUGUUCCUCGGACCUUUGGCAUUUGAUGUUCCUCGGAACUACAAACAUUAGCC
Messenger RNA from Amoebophrya sp. A25, 2033 nucleotides. NCBI's taxonomy places the organism in Eukaryota, Dinophyceae, Syndiniales, Amoebophryaceae. The record is from the annotation of a GenBank genome assembly.